Asparagus officinalis (garden asparagus) is the source of this 1164-nucleotide messenger RNA. RefSeq lists its product as uncharacterized. Lineage: Eukaryota; Viridiplantae; Streptophyta; Magnoliopsida; Asparagales; Asparagaceae. The coding region runs from base 1 to 1164 and encodes 387 amino acids. The record is from RefSeq and is a predicted model, not a curated record. The transcript has 7 exons.
AUGCCGCCGAACCAGUGUAUGCUCAGCCGGAAUGUCCUUCUGAUGGAGUGGAAGAACAAACUGAAGCCUAGACGCAUUUUCUUUUCUGUAGUAGCUAAUAGAGCACUCUUGCAUGGCUCCGUCGGGAUCAAAAAGCCGAGGUAUCAUCCGCUGCGAUCUAGCGUGAAAUCGAAGCCCGCAGACGCAUCGGGAUCUUCUUCAGCUUCUAGAAGUAUAAAAACUAGAGUAAGGUCUUCAUCAACCAUCAGCCAGAGUGUAAGUGCUCUUGAUCUAUCGGCGAAGGACAAAUCUGCAAAAACUCCACGAAGGCUCUCAAUACCCACCAAGUCUGCCUUUAGUCCUCACCAAGCUUCGGUUGGAAGCAUUACACCAGUAUCAGCAACCGGAGCCAGGAGGUCAAGCAUUCAGCAAAAAAGUGAUACACAGUUAUCUGAUGUUUCAAAGUCAUCAUGUAGGCUGUACUAUGUCUCUUACUGGUUAACACAGAUCAAACUUGCUGAAUCAGCUUCCAAACACUCGGUUUCCCUUGGUUUCUUCAAGCUUGCUCUGGAGUUAGGAUGUGAGCCCCUCCAGCGGAUAAGGGAGGAGCUUAAAUCAUAUGUACACAAACACAACCUUUUAGCAGAACUUGGAGAAGCUACAAAAGAUCUCCUUCAGAGAUAUAACAUAUUAGAAGAAGAAUCUGAGCACCUAAAACUCUCUGAGGACAGUUCUAAGUUACAGGAAAACGGAAGUACUGCUUCAAACCAAAACAUUCGCAGCUCUUGUGCUUUAACAGGGUCUGGGAAUCAGAAACCCAAGUCAUUGAUUUCAAAAGCCCUUACUGUUUCAGAAGCAAAGGAGGUCCAGAGAGUGCCUGUGGCUAAGGAAAAGCCAUCAAGCAUCAAGAAUCCAGGGCAUUUUGUCGCUGUGAAAGAUGCCAAUGUUAAUAAUGCACAGAAGAAAUCUCUGAAGCCAAGCAGGGUUGAUUCCAACCGUAGCAAUGCAAAAGUCAAGAGUUUAACAACGGAAGCUCUUAGCAAGAAAGGUGAUUUAGUUGAUCCAGCUCUUACUGGGGAGGCAGCGAUUGAAGACAGAGACAUACUUGAAGAUAAAGAGAACAUGCAUUAUCAUGAUUCCCAGUCCAUAAAUGGGGCUGUGUUGAAGGAAGAUGUUCAGACAUAA